This is a messenger RNA of Babjeviella inositovora NRRL Y-12698, 4893 nucleotides long. It is a transcript of the gene REV3, whose product is annotated as Rev3p. The coding region runs from base 427 to 4893 and encodes 1488 amino acids. Gene Ontology annotation, biological process: double-strand break repair via homologous recombination; error-prone translesion synthesis. The transcript is spliced from 3 exons. The record is from RefSeq and is a predicted model, not a curated record. Gene Ontology annotation, cellular component: nucleus; zeta DNA polymerase complex. Gene Ontology annotation, molecular function: DNA-directed DNA polymerase activity; nucleotide binding; DNA binding. Lineage: Eukaryota; Fungi; Ascomycota; Pichiomycetes; Serinales.
AAAUUUCGGACUUUAACUCUUUCUCAAGGGACGUUUAUGAGCAUUAUUUGAUUUAUACCGGGGGAUUGGCUAGAUGUUGGAGAUACUAUGGGGAUCACGUGAUAGAACCACAAGACGUAUAUCUCCCGACCGCCCUUUCUUGAGUUUCACCUAGUUACUCUUUUUAUCAACACACAACCAUUUCCCGUUCGACUCCCACAAUCAAGUAUCUACUCAUUCGGCAUCUGGUGCAUUUUCUGAGUUACUGCUUUCUGUAUGCAGACUGGAUUACACCCAGGAUGUCUCACCUUCAUGUCAGCCGCACUGACCGUCCCUUCCAACGGCUACAUGCAACAGCUUAUUUGCGAACCGCCACUUCAUCUAAAUCGGUACAAUCAGCGCUUCCCCCUGAUACUCGUUUACCAUACUGAUGAAUGAUUGCUAUCGAUGGAUUCCACUGGUAAAAGUCUCGGUCUGGCGCUACUCAAGGUCCAAAUCAACGCCUACGACUCGUACCAAGAUUAUCCGUCGUCCUUCACAUACGCCCCAGCGGCUAACGAUGAGGAACAUGGUUUCACACGGGUGCCUGUGUUGCGCAUUUUCGGUGCCUUCCCCACAGGCCAUUCGGUUCUUGUGCACGUCCACAAUGUAUACCCAUAUUUCUUCAUUGAGUACCAGGGACGAAAGGGCGAAACGGCACAACAAUGCCGCAACCUCCGCCGCGUGCUCGAGGGCAAGUUGCAGGAGAGUUUCAGGCGCAAAAAAGAUGAAGAAAAUGAAGACUACAGCGAAGAGCAAGAAACGGGUGAUAUCCCUCCGGAGAGUUUUAGCUACAUCGCCGGGGUGUCUGUGAUCCAGGCCACACCGUUUUACGGUUUCCACUCAGCGCCAGCUCUCUUCUACAAGAUCCACCUCCUAAACGCUGCCUAUGUUGUUCGUUUGUCAAAAAUCCUCCAGUCAACGUCGAUGCAGCCUUAUGAAACACAUAUUCCGUACACGAUGCAGUUCUUGACGGAUUUCAACCUCCAGGCGUGUGGCUGGCUCAACUUAGCAAAGUGCUACGUGCGGACUCCGGUGCUUGACGCCAAGGUGUAUAAUCUGAAGGUUCCCGACAGCACUGGUGAGUCGCUUGGUAAGUAUCUCACACAGUUUUUGGGACGCAAUGUCUUGAGUCGGGCGUGUUAUCCGCGAAUGGGCAAGGCGGUAGCGGAAAUUGAUGUUGACGCUUCGUGGAUUUUGAAUCGCCACGAAGUUCACGAACAGCCGAUGCGGCUCUACGAGAAUUUGGUGCCGAAACCGCAGGGGCGUACGAAGCGCAUUGCGUCGCUCGAGGAAUUGGUGCGCGACAUCGAUUUCCAGCGCCGACAGCGCGGGAUUAUCCAGCCGGCUAUUGCCACCCCGGUGCAUUCCAUCCCGGCACAAUUCUCCCCCGCGUGGGUUUCCGAUGAGGAGCGCGGGCUUUUCGAGUACGCCACAAAGCUUAGUACAGAGUUGCAUCGCCAACGGUCGAGCAGCCCGUUGUCGCUCGCAGCGAUUGGGAAUGCACUAAAGAGUGUGGAGAUUCCUGACGAUGAGUUGGCAGAGUGGACCCCACAAAGCGAUUUACAUCAGGUGACCUCGUUACAGACUGGGACCGUGAUGAAUGUAUCGAAUAAAAAGAGGAAGGAAGGGGAUCGAAAAAGGGAUAACCAAGAGAAAACCAACCAAGAGCAGGAAAUUCGAGAAAAGGACGACCAAGAAGAGGUCCUCAGCCCUACAAGGCUAACCAGCUUGGAUUCUGAUACAAGUUUUGAUAUGUCAAUGCUUCGCCAGUCACAAUUUCCCCCUCCAAAGCGGAAAUUUUCCCGAGCGUUCCCCGAUUCCUUGACCAGCUCGCCUUUAUACAAAUUACCCCCAACGCAGUGCCGCAAUAAAUUAGCCAGGGGCUACCUCUCCCAUUUCUCCACCAUCGGAAAGGUGUACGAGGCAAGCUCCCAACCACCGGACCCAGCGCAUAUUAUGGAAGAUUUCGACGAGCACGCUCUCUUGAAGAUCGACUACUCCGACCCGUUCUAUUCCAACCCCCAGGACCUCCCUCCGCGACCAGUGAUCUACUCCGGAAAGAAGUUUGUUUUGAAGUCAAACGACUUGGCCCAUAUCCCGAAGCUCCAUGUCUGUGGGAUACCCAUGUCCAGCACUAUAGCGGACACAGUUAGCGCUCGGAUUGCAACCCCCGUGUUUGGCAAAACUUCCUCCUUCUGUCGUUGGGAGUACUGUCCCGAACCGCCAAGCUUCGCCGAUGUUUCUGAUUUCUUGAAGACGAUCAAGCCAGAACGAGGCCUUUUUUCGUCCCAGAUCGAUGCGUAUACGCAGUCCUACAAGCCUGGAUUGAGACUGGGCACCACGAAAAUUUCGCGGCGGCCAGAUGGCUUCUUGCACCUCACUAGCUUCGGGGUGGAGGUUUUUGUGCCCACGCGGGACGGAAUGAAGCCGGACCCUGCACGGGAUCCCAUAAAGAUGAUCUUCUAUCGCUUUGACAAUCUGAACCAGUUUGCCAUAGACGGGCGGACCGCUGCGGAAGGGGUCUUGGUCUUGGGUGACCACGGAGGAGAAGACAACUAUGAGUUGACCCAAUACGGUCGUCUAUCUAAGCUCACCGGAGUGAGCAUCUUGUCGUUUCCAGAUGAGGUCGCCAUGGUUAACAAGCUCUUGUGGUUGGUACUCCGCUUCGACCCGGAUAUCCUCACGGGAUAUGAACUCCAUGCUAAGUCAUGGGGGUACCUCGUGGAUCGUUUCCAGGAGGUGUACGAUACUGACAUCUGCACUACACUCAGUCGAGUCUCCACGAAGACAAGCGACAAGACGGAUGACCGCUGGGGCUAUACCCACGCCUCGGCCAUCCGAAUUACCGGACGCCACAUGCUCAACACGUGGCGCCACAUACGCGAUACGGUGGCAUUGACGAGUUACACAAUGGAGAACAUCGCGUUUCACCUUCUCCUGAAGCGCGUGCCGCUCUACUCCGAUAUAAAGCUCACCCAAAUGUGCUCCAGCUUCCGCGGAAAACUCAUGGUCAUACGCUACUUCCGACAGCGAGUCGACUUGAACUUCCGCAUCAUCGAGAACCAGGAGUUGAUCACGGGGACCACAGAGCAGGCGCGGUUGAUGGGGAUGGAUUUCUACUCGGUGCUCUACCGUGGGUCGCAGUUUAAGGUGGAGGCAUUUUUGACCCGUCUUAGCAAGGCUGGGAAUUUUAUAAUGGUUUCACCGGACAGGUUCCAGGUGCGCCAGCAGAAACCGCUCGAAUGCAUACCAUUGGUCAUGGAGCCAGAGUCUGCGUUCUACAAGAGUCCUCUUGUGGUGCUAGACUUCCAGUCGUUGUAUCCGUCCAUCAUGAUUGCGUUCAACUAUUGUUACAGCACGAUGGUUGGUAAACUCCGAGGCUUCAAUCCCGUUGAAAAUAAGUUGGGUGUAGCCAACGUGCGACUCAAGCCCGGUGCCAUUGGUGUGUUGAAGGAUGAUAUCACGAUUUCCCCAACAGGAAUGAUGUUUGUGAGCCAGAAGGUGCGCAAAUCCGUGCUCGCCAUCAUGUUAGACGAGUUGCUAGAAACCCGAGUCAUGACCAAGACCACGAUGAAGGAGUUGGAGGACGACCAGCAGCUCUGCCGGUUGUACAACUCGCGGCAGUUGGCGCUAAAGUUCAUCGCCAACGUCACUUACGGGUACACCUCCGCCAGUUUUUCCGGCCGCAUGCCCUGUUCGGACCUCGCCGACAGCAUCGUUCAGACUGGUCGUGAGAUUUUGUCGCAGUCGAUUGACGAGAUUGAACGCGGCAACUGGGGGGCAAAGGUGGUUUACGGCGAUACCGAUUCGCUCUUUGUGUACUUCCCCGGAAAGUCCCGCGACGACGCAUUUCGGCUCGGACGCGCCAUUGCCAAGCACGUCACCGACUUGUUUCCCAGUCCCAUCGAGUUGAAGUUCGAAAAGGUGUACCAUCCGUGCGUGUUGCUCACGAAGAAGCGCUACGUGGGGUAUGCGUACGAGUGGGAAGACCAAACCGUGCCCAUGUUUGAUGCCAAGGGAAUAGAGACGGUCAGAAGAGACGGAAUUCCGGCGCAGGCUAAGAUCGUGGAGCAUACCCUCCGCCUCUUGUUUGAAACAAAAGACGUUUCAUUGGUGAAACAGUACGUCCAAACACAGUUCAACAAGAUCUUACUCGACCGCAUCUCUGUCCAGGACUUUUGUUUCGCCAAGGAGGUGCGCAUCGGUAGGUACAAAAGCGCAGCACACCCCCCGCCCGGCGCCGCCGUGAGCAUGACAAAGAUGGCGGCAGAUGCGAAGGCAGAGCCGCAGUACCGAGAGCGGGUGCCGUACGUGGUGAUCAAGGGGCUUCCCAAGGCCACGCUACGGUCACGGUGCAUCCUGCCUGAGGAGUUCCUCGCGGAUCCCACGCUAACACUUGACAGCCAGUACUACAUCACCAAGGUGUUGAUCCCGCCGCUUGAACGGAUCUUCAACUUGAUGGGUGUAGACGUCAAGCUGUGGUUCCGCGAGCUUCCGCGGUCCAUCCAGUAUACACGCAAACCCAAACGCGGCGCCAAGGGUAUCCUCGGCGUGGUCAAGUCGAACGCCUGUGUCUGCUGUGCCCAUAGCGUGGACAACCCCGCGUCGCGCUUAUGCCGCGCGUGUAAGUUCAACGAGGUACAGACGUUAGCGAGCCUUCAGGCCAGGAUAUCGGAUCUGGACAGCUCCUUGCGACGACUGGCAGUUGUUUGUUACAGCUGUGCAGCAUCGAACUAUGGGGACUCCGAUGGCUAUGCGGACUGUACAAGUGCUGACUGUCCGGUUUAUUAUACCCGAGUAAAGGCAUUGAACCGGUCGGAACAGCUCCAGCAGAACGAGGCCCGCACCAUCCGUGAAGAGUUCCAGUGGUAG